AAGAUGAUUUGAUUUCUCGUUUAGCCGCGUCGCCGGUAGAAAAUGGUUGUGCUUCAUUUUAUAAUAAUAGCAAUCAUUUUUGGACCUAUCGUAAGUAUUACUUAUCCAAAAGAGUUCCCGUUCCUGAAGACUCAGAUAAACGACGAGAAGCAUGCCACGGCUUUCAACAAGCUCCUCAAUUCCAUCGUCAAGAUCAACCGGAAACGACUGGACACGAUCAACAAGUUGACCAAAUUGCAGGCCAUGGAUGUAUACCCUUCGUUGCAAGACACACUAUUACGUACCUCGUCGCGUCGGGACAGGAUCGAGUCGAGCAGUGAGAGCGAUGAGAAGAACGUCAUCUAUUUAGUUAUACCAGACACAAAUUCAACACCCAACGUGUCACAUUACACCCAACCAGUCGAACCACCAGCACCAACAACCGAACAACCAAAACAACCACCAGUGAGAUCGCAACCAGACCCACGACCACAAAGCAUACCUACACUUGAAGAUUACUCCAAACUAAAAAGUCCAAACCCUACACCUAUUAAAUCUUCAAUACAAACUAUUAGUAAAGACGGUUUAGACGCUUUAAGGGUAAGUAUAGAACGAUCGUGUAAAAGCAGAGAGGUGAAGAAAUGUAGGAACGCGUGUAAAGCGGCCGUGAAGAGCGCGUGCGAUGUGUACGAGUGCAAAAAGAAGUUGAGGAAGAAAUUAAAGAAGACUUGUAAGAAGGAGUGUAAAGACGAGUUCAAAGGCGGGUGGUAAACUAUCAUCUCGUAAGAGCGUUUUCACCAAUAGUUGGUUUUUAUAGCAUUAGAAAUAAGG
This is a messenger RNA of Cydia fagiglandana, 810 nucleotides long. RefSeq lists its product as uncharacterized. The transcript is spliced from 4 exons. Lineage: Eukaryota; Metazoa; Arthropoda; Insecta; Lepidoptera; Tortricidae. The record is from RefSeq and is a predicted model, not a curated record. The coding region runs from base 43 to 750 and encodes 235 amino acids.